Myxozyma melibiosi is the source of this 2578-nucleotide messenger RNA. Its product is annotated as pseudouridine synthase. Bases 252 to 2408 code for a protein of 718 amino acids. Gene Ontology annotation, molecular function: pseudouridine synthase activity; RNA binding. Gene Ontology annotation, biological process: pseudouridine synthesis. Lineage: Eukaryota; Fungi; Ascomycota; Lipomycetes; Lipomycetales; Lipomycetaceae. Gene Ontology annotation, cellular component: nucleus. The transcript is spliced from 2 exons. The record is from RefSeq and is a predicted model, not a curated record.
AGUGGCUUUAUCAAGGUAUUGUUAACAAUUCAUGAUAACUUACAUAACCCCGCCGCACAGCUCCACAACUCUAAUCGCAGGUAUUUUUUAUUUUCCAAAAAAUUUCUCGCAGUUGUUUGUGAUUUUUGAGGAAACUAAGCACUGGAAUAAGCCAGGUACAUAUAAAGAGAGUACCUGUCUCUUCCGUAAUCAGAUCACCUGUACAAAAAGUUAUAUCUCAAUCGCAUACACCCCGCUUGUCGCUCAGCACGAUGAGUAAACGCUCCGCAGAACACGCUGAAGACCCGCUACUGAAGCGCGCAAAGACAGAUGAAUCCGACGCUGCUCCGGUCGAAGAUUCGCAGACUGUGAACGGCAGCGCUUUGGACGGAUUUGGAGAGAAGGGGGUUAUGGAGACUGAUGUCGGGAUCACAGAGUAUUUGGGCUCACACACUGGAGUUCUGGGAUUGUUGAAGCAGCGGUAUACUGAUUUUUUGGUGAACGAGAUCUUGACUACGGGGAAAGUUCUGCAUCUUGAGCAUAUUCCUGUGCAAAUUGAGGUUUCGAAGGAGAAGAAGGAGAAGAAAGAGGAGGGGGAGGAUAGUAAGAAUGGUGACGAGAGUAAAGAGGCAAGCAAAGCAACAGCGGCAGCAACACCAAAAAACUACGUCGUGAACGCAGAGUCGGAGGCCCAGCUCCGCGAGAUCUUGGGCGAAGAAUGCACACUUGCUGCGCUCGAGAUCCUGUCGAGCGAGAAAAAUACAAAGACAGAGUACACGUCAACCAAGGAAGUCACGGAGAAAGCCACGCGCGGGAAGAUUCACCAGCUGAUCCGAUCUGCGUACGGCAGCCUGAUUGAGUCGUCGACCACGGCGGAGAAUAAGUUUUUGCUGCGCAAGUCUGGUGGGAAGAGUUCGCGAGUGCAGGCGGGAGGGCAACGGAAUGGUGGGCGGGGGGAUAACGGGAUGCGGAUCGAUCCGUACGUGAUUGAGCAUGCUGGCGAUCGGAAUCAGUAUAUCGAGUUUAGUAUAUACAAGGUCAACAAGGAGACGAUGGAUGUCUGCCGGUUGAUCUGCAAGUAUCUGCGAAAAGAUCCGAAAUCAAUCACGAUCGCGGGCACAAAAGACCGAAGAGGUGUGACUGUCCAGCGAGCGACGAUGCGUCAGAUCGGACUCGAUCGGCUCGUGAACCUCAACAACGCGCUCAAAGAUAUCGCGCUCUGUGACUUCAGGUACACAAACAGGAUGCUGAAGCUAGGCGAGCUGAUGGGCAACGAGUUUGUUAUUACAAUCAGAGAUGUCCGGUUACCAGGCAGCGCAGACGCGGCUGACGCACCUGUGGAAAAAGUCCAAGCGGCCGUCAAUCAGGCGCUGUCGUCGCUCAGGGAUACUGGAUUCAUCAACUACUUUGGCAUGCAGCGCUUCGGAACGUUUUCCAUCUCUACCCACCAACUCGGCGUCCAUAUCCUCAAGGGAGACUACGCAAAAGCCGUGCGAUUAAUCCUCUGUCCGCAGGAUCUGGCUACGGAAGAGUCAAAAGCUGCGCGUGAGCAGUACGCAAAGGAUCCAGAGGACAUCGAUGCGAUCGUGAAGUUGAUGCCGAAACACUGCACCGCUGAAUGCGCAGUGCUACGCGGGUUGCAGAGGAACUCUACAGAUAUGCUGGGCGCGAUUAUGCAGAUUCCUAGGAAUCUGCGGCUGAUGUUUGUCCAUGCGUACCAGAGUUAUGUAUGGAAUAGCGUGGUGUCGACUCGGAUUCAAAAGUAUGGCGUGAAGGUGCUCGAGGGAGAUCUAGUCAUUGCGGAAGAUCAUAAGGAUAAACUCGAUCCUGCGUUGACGGUCGCUGACGCUGACGAUGGAUUUGAGGAGGAUGUGCUGCAAGAGCGGGAAGCAGAGGUGCGUGCUCUUACGAAAGAGGAGGUCGAGUCUGGCCUGUACUCGAUCUACGAUAUCGUGGUUCCAUCUCCCGGAUUCGACGUCGAAUAUCCUGCUUCGUUGCUCGAAAUCUACAAAGACAUCAUGUCGCGCGACGGCCUGGAUCCCAAACACAUGUACCGCAACGUCAAGGAAUUCUCCCUCUCUGGCGCGUACAGAUAUAUGCUCUCCAAGCCCUUGAGUCUAGAAUGGGAUUUCCGACGACACGAUAACCCGCUCCAGCAGCUCGUCAACACCGAUCUCGAGAUUCUGGAAAGUAAAGAAAAAGGAGUGGACUGCUCGCGUGUUAUCGAGCAGGAAGCUCUGGGCGAUGGUUCGAGACUGGGACUGGUGGUGAGAAUGAAGCUCGGCACUGCUCAGUAUGCUACUAUGGCUUUAAGGGAGGCUAUGAGGAUGGAGACGUCAAGAAGAGGCGACAUGCUCCAUGUUCGGUUGCAAGGUACCGCCAAGCGUGACAGUGCGGAGGCCGGUGCAGAGAGCACCCCGUUGUUGUAGACAAUGUAGAUAUAUUGUAUUAUAUACUCGUGGAUAUGAAUUCCAUCAUGAAUUGCAUUCAAUAUACGAUUGUGAAGAUGGUAAUCUGUAGGGUUGAAACAAAGAAGUCCGCUUAUCUUAUCAACUUUUGAGUUCAGAGCUUAUUGCUAUCGGAUGUUCAUCAUCGGACC